Hibiscus syriacus is the source of this 620-nucleotide messenger RNA. RefSeq lists its product as uncharacterized. The transcript has a single exon. The coding region runs from base 45 to 359 and encodes 104 amino acids. NCBI's taxonomy places the organism in Eukaryota, Viridiplantae, Streptophyta, Magnoliopsida, Malvales, Malvaceae. Gene Ontology annotation, cellular component: cytoplasm; nucleus. The record is from RefSeq and is a predicted model, not a curated record.
AAAAGAAAUUAUUUACUCUCGCCAGAAGCCCUAGAAUCCUAUACAUGUCAACCUCGCCGAAGAAAAUCACCGUCACCAACGUGGGAUCUAUGCGGCAGCCCGGAAGACUUCAACGUCGUGCUCCUGCUUCCUUAAAGAUCAGUCCGGUUUCCAGCUGGAACAUCGCGAUCCCUCUCUUAUCUCCGCUCGCUUCUUCGCGUCCCUCAAUUGAUCGGAGGGAAGAGCCACCUCGUCAAGAACAGAAGCCGCGACAGUGCCAGAAAAUGGAAACUGAGAAACUUGUAUUCAAGAUGUGGCAACAUCCAGCAGCGCCGUUCUGUUGCGAGCCGGCACCGUUACCGUCGUUCGUGCCGGUUUAGUUGCGAAUACGGAUUCGGAAAAAAAGUAGUUAGAUCUGACGGCGUGUUUUCGUUCAACGUACAACGCGUCACCAUUUUUUGUAUAAUUUGUUCAUAUUAUUAUAUACCUUUUUUUAAUUACGAAAGGAUCGACUGGACACAGUUUUGCUUUUCCCCAUUUAGUUUCGUUUUACGUAAAUUUUAUUCUGUUUGGAAAAUGACGGAAAAUGAAAGGUAGCAAACGAAAUUGAUAUUUGAAUUCAAGGAGACAAUAAUAAAAGG